AUGAACAGUGUCAAUAAUUUCUUGAUGAUGGUGUUUGAGAUUGUUGAUGGCAUCAAGACCACCUUCAACCAUUUGAAAUACAUGUCAAAACUAACCAUAAACAUUUGGUCUCAGAAUGGUCUCGUGAAAUUGAUCUUCCAACGUGACAUCAUGAGGAUGCUAUUGUGGGGGAUCUUGUCAUUCUGCUUGCUAGUCUAUGCCCACAAUGACUGCCGGAAGGACUGCCGGAACUGCCACAGACAUCUAUACAACCACCAAGAUGACAUCAGCCUUCUGAUCUGUGUAAUGGAGUGUCAAGGGAAACUGUUUCCCAGUGCUACCUGGGGACUUUGCAAUAAAGCCAUCAGCAGAAAAAGGUCUUUGUCCCUAGACCACAGUAGCCUGGAAGAAAUGAAAUGGCCACUGGAGAUGUGGAAUGGCAGCCUGAAAGGAGCCAGAAAUAACCUGAAACAUCACAGUGACCUGACCAGAAUGCUGGAUCUCAGCGAUGGAGAAGAUAAGCAAGUGUCCAAAUUGAGUGGUCUCAUCCAUCAGCCAAAGGCAGAAGAUGUCACUAGUGAUGGAAGCCAAACUUCACUUGGGGAUUUACAGGAUCAGCUCAAGAUUCCCAAGAGGGUGGGCGAUUUCCUGAGGGGACCAUUCAACUACGGGGAGAUGGAAGAGCCCAAGGUGCGAGCGCUCCAAAAACGAUUUGGAGGCUUCAUCGGUGUUCGGAAAUACACCCGAAAGUGGCACAACCAGAAAAAGACCAGAAGCAAGUGA
Molecule: messenger RNA, 762 nt
Organism: Thamnophis elegans (Western terrestrial garter snake)
Lineage: Eukaryota; Metazoa; Chordata; Lepidosauria; Squamata; Natricidae
Product: prepronociceptin-like
Exons: 3
Coding region: 1-762 (253 amino acids)
Biological process (GO): neuropeptide signaling pathway; sensory perception; chemical synaptic transmission
Cellular component (GO): plasma membrane; dendrite; axon terminus
Molecular function (GO): opioid receptor binding
Source: RefSeq, a predicted model, not a curated record